AUGGGUCACGAUUAUUGUGCUUCGCCUACAAACUAUUUCAAAUAUCCGCGUCGUGCUACACGCUAUCGUGAUCUUAAAGCAACCGCGAUAUUUCGUUCACUCUAUGCAAGAUUCUUUCCUCGAUCCGAUCAUACAUUUCUUUCAUAUUCCUUACCUGCAACACCUAUUGUCGAACAUCGUGAACUUAGUCCAGCACGACGUCAUAUAUAUAAUCAAAUUGAUAUAUGGCAAGAACCUGACUCGAAACCGGUGUUUUCAUUUACACUUCGACCACGUUUUAUUCAAGAAGGCAUUGGAUGUAAAUUAAUAUGUUGUAUUAACGGUAAACCUACACCAAAAGUACAAUGGUUUAAAGAACGAACGCAGUUAAGCGAUACAGAUCCUCAUUAUUUGACAACUUAUGUACAUGGUGUAUGUACAUUAGAAAUCACAGCAUGUGAAACAUCGGAUAGUGCGAUGUAUCGUUGUUCUGCGACAAAUCCAUUAGGCACUGAUGAAACAUGUUGUCUAGUACAUGUCGACGAAAUACGCCGAAUACGACGAGCUCAUUCAACUCGUCCAGUAGAUGAUGAGGAAAUAGUACAAUAUGCAAGUCGAUCACGACAAACUCAUUCAUCUCGUCAAGUAGAUGAUGAGACAGUAGUAAAAUAUGAAAGUCGAACAUAUUCAUCAUCAUCUUCACGUGUAUCAGGCAGAGAUUCAAGCUGGCGCGAUAAAUUAGGUGCCGGUGAAAAGCCUGCCCAACGUGAUAUACUCGACGUUGAAAAACCAAAACGUAAGGAACGUCGAGAUCCACCAAAAUUUAUUGAACAACUUAUUGAUAUUGGCGUCUUCGAAGGUUCAACAGCGAAAUUAAGCGGUGAAGUCAAGGGCAGACCAACACCAAAAGUUGAAUGGUUGAAGAAUGGCGAGUCCUUGACUGUUGACUCCCGAAUCGAACAAACAUAUGAAGAUGAUGUAGCAACAUUAAUUAUUAAGAGUGUUAAAUUAGAUGAUGGUGGAGAAUAUAUUUGCCGAGCUACAAACGAUGAAGGCUCGGAUACAUCAAGCGCACAAGUUACCAUUAGAGCUCACGUACGUACUGCAGAUGAAGAGGUCGACACUACGUCAACAGCUCAAGAAGAUCAAACUUCUGUUCCAGCUGAAUCACAAGCAGCAAGUGUUGAAACUGCUGCUGCAGUUCCUGAACUUGCUUCUUCUGCUCCAGUACCUGAACCAGUUGCUCUUGUAGCAGAAUCUGUACCAGUUGCUGCUGUUGUAGAAGAACCAGUAUCAGUUGUUGCUGAGCCAGUACCUGCUCCAGUUCCUGAGCCAGCACCAGCUACUGGAAAAGCUGCAGCUACUAAGAAAGCAGCUGUACCAGAAAAGAAAGCAGCUGUACCUGAAAAGAAACUAGUUGGAGCUGCUGCUUUGAAAAAACCAGAACCAGCUAAAAAAGUCGAAGAAAAGAAAGAAGCAGCUAAGAAACCAGAAGAAAAGAAGGAACCAGCAAAGAAAGCUGCUGACGAUAAAACAAAGAAAUCAGCUGUAGAAGAGAAGAAAAAGACCGAAGAAGCUGUACCAAAGCCUGCUCCCGUUGUGGAAGCAGCACCCGUAGAAACACCAAAACCUGCUCCUGCUGUUGAAGAAGCUGUAGCAGAACCAGUUGUUGCUGCUCCUGCUCCUGUGGUUGAAGAAGCUGUAGCAGAGCCAGUUGUUGCUGCUCCUGCUCCUGUGGUUGAAGAAGCUGUACCAGAGCCAGUUGUUGCUGCUCCUGCUCCUGUGGUUGAAGAAGCUGUACCAGAGCCAGUUGUUGAUGCUCCUGCUCCUGUUGAAGAGCCAGCACCAGUUGAAGUUAAAGAGGAAAAAGAAGAAGUCGAAGAAAAACCAGCUGAGCCUAAAUUAAAAUUUUCUCGAUAUGUUAAAUCACAAAAUAUGUUGGAAGGUGAUUCACUUACACUUGAAUGUUCUUGUGAGGGAGUUGCUGACGACAUCGAUGUGGUCUGGUUACGAAAUAACAAAGAAAUUCCUGAUAAUCCAGAUUUUCGUCGCGAACGAGUUGCAAAUGCAUUUAAAUUAGUUGUUGCUGAAGUAUUUCCUGAAGAUUCAGGUGUAUUCUCAGCUUUACUAAAGAGUAAAUCAACAAGUGACCAACUACUUUCUUCUUGUUCGGUCAUUAUACAAGCACGUGACGAAGAACCACUCGAUCCUAACUUUGUUCAAUUUCCACACGGUCUUAGUUUAGAAGAAGGUGGUAAAGCUAAAUUCAGUUGCAAACUUUCCGGGUCAACACCAAUGAACGCUGAAUGGAACUUCAAUGGUAACCCAUUGGAUCAAAAUUCAAGUCGAUUUGCAUUUACAAAUGGUGAAAAAGAAUUCUCAUUCGAAAUUCCUGUUGUUUUGGCAACAGAUCAAGGUCAAUAUCAUGUUACUGCUUCAAAUGACAAAGGAGAAAUCACAGCUGCAUUUAGUCUACAUGUUGAACAAGUUUAA
Molecule: messenger RNA, 2472 nt
Organism: Rotaria socialis
Lineage: Eukaryota; Metazoa; Rotifera; Eurotatoria; Philodinida; Philodinidae
Source: the annotation of a GenBank genome assembly